Anopheles moucheti is the source of this 2572-nucleotide messenger RNA. RefSeq names its product transmembrane protein 87A. NCBI's taxonomy places the organism in Eukaryota, Metazoa, Arthropoda, Insecta, Diptera, Culicidae. The transcript is spliced from 10 exons. Gene Ontology annotation, cellular component: membrane; Golgi apparatus. Gene Ontology annotation, biological process: retrograde transport, endosome to Golgi. The record is from RefSeq and is a predicted model, not a curated record. The coding region runs from base 112 to 1761 and encodes 549 amino acids.
ACAAAGCUGCCAUGCAACUUAUUAAACUCUAGUGCGGUUGAUUUGGCAGUGGAGCAAUUCCAUUCAGCAGUAGAAAUAUUCUCGAACGAAAGGGCAUUUAACGGUACUGCGAUGAACGACAGGACGGCGGUGCGACAUCGGUUGCGGAUAUUUUACGCAUUGCUUUGUGUAAAUAGUGUUUUCGCAUUCCCCGAGCAGGGUAAAUGGGACCUAGUGUUAACAAAGCGAAACACGUAUAUUCCAAUACCGAAAUCACUUUACGACGGGUUUAGUAUUUACGUGCAGGUAACUUGCGAACCGGCGCUCUCCCAGCCAAAUAGCAAUGCGGAAACACGUGUAAAUAUAUCCUGGAGCCUACGAGAGUUGAAGUGUUGGCAAGAAUAUGUUAGCUAUUCCUACCUUUUGCAAGAUGAGCGUUUCCCGACGAGAAACAAUGUAACGCAGAUUGAUUCCACAGUGUACCCGAAUGUAUGCAGCAAUGAUCGGCACAUCGUAAUUCCGGAAACAAAAUUUGCUGAAGCCAGUCAUCCAGCUUCUGCACCAUCUCGACGCAGCAUUGGAGCAUUAAGCAGCGAACAACAACCGGUAUUUACGGUCUCCAAGGAUGGACUAUACAUCUUUAUCCUGCGUAUUGAACCAGGGGACAAAGAAGGCGCACGGUCCAACGGUGAGUUGGAGAUGUUUGGAGAGUACACGGCGAGUGUGCAUGUGGAAAUCAGACGUUCAAGCGGUUACUUAUCUGCAGUGGAUUGGCCACUGCUACCGUUCUACGGUGCGAUGUGUUUGGUUUAUGUUCUACUGGGUAUUGUUUGGUUGACCGUGUCUUUCUUGCAAUGGAGAGAUUUGCUUCGCAUACAGUUCUGGAUUGGAGGUGUAAUUCUGCUGGGAAUGUUGGAAAAGGCCAUGUUCUACGGUGAGUAUCAGAGCAUCAAUUCUACCGGAGUGUCCGUGAAAGGCAUGGUACUGUUAGCGGAAUGGGUUUCCUGUGGGAAGCGAACAUUGGCCCGUAUGCUUGUCAUCAUUGUGUCUCUGGGUUUUGGAAUAGUGAAACCCCGGUUAGGACCAAUGCUGCAUCGGGUGGUAGGUACAGGUGUGCUGUACUUGGUACUGGCAUGCGUAGAAAGCUAUCUGCGCAUCAUGCACACGAAAAAUGACCCGAGUAAUCAAAUACUUGUCGCCAGCAUACCGCUCGCCGUACUAGACUCGGCCAUCUGUUGGUGGAUAUUCACCUCGCUCGUCCAGACAACUCGCACUUUGCGUCUCCGACGAAACAUGGUGAAGCUCUCUUUGUAUAGACACUUCACCAACACUCUCAUAUUUGCCGUGCUAGCUUCCGUCGUGUUCAUGCUGUACUCCAUAAAGGUACACCGGUUUGCGGAUUGUUUAACGGAUUGGAAAGAGCUGUGGGUCGAUGAUGCCUUCUGGCAUGUACUGUUUUCCACCUUGCUGCUCGUGAUUAUGAUCCUUUGGCGACCCACUAACAAUAACCAACGUUAUGCAUUCACGCCACUUCUCGAUAAUCCGGAAGAUGAAGACGACGAGGAAGAAGAGCAAUUCAUUUCUGACGCGUAUGGUGUGAAAAUGCGUGGAGCACGCAGCAAUUCUCCAAAACCGAACGCUAAAAGUCCCACCACGGACGAGGAAAAUUUAAAAUGGGUCGAAGAUAACAUCCCGGCCGCUAUCGCGGACGCGGCUCUUCCUGUGUUGGAUUCGGACGAGGAAAUCAUCAACACCAAGUUUGAGGUGUCCAAAAUGCAAUGAAAUGACACGCGUGCUGCAUCAACCAUCCUAUGUUAUAUAGUAUAUAGUAAUAUAAGCUUGCCAGGUAAUAACGAAACAUUCGAUCGAUCAUUGGAAAUUGAGUUCUGGCUCUGCUCGCUUACAUACUAGGAAUACAUACGUACGUGUAUGAGCAGGAUAUCUUCUAAUCAGCAUUACACAGAGAAUGUGCUCUCUCAUGUGAGUUUUGGGCUGUAUUCAUUGAGGGAAAUACUUCGCGUGAUACUACUUCGAACGGCACUAGUCAAAACAAACGUUUUACAGCAAACGGACAACAACAUUGUAUGAAGACGGACAGCGGAAUAUGGCACUUGACAGAAGACAUGCUGUGGCAUCAUGGAAGGGAACAUUACGUUCGAAUUGUGAUUGUGAGUACUUUUCUUCGCUCAAGCUAGAUUGGUUUUGCAUUAUGGAACCCAUGUUUUUGCACUAACCCCUACAGAAGUCUGAUUUGUUUUUUCGACUGUUCGAUUUAAGCCAACUUUCUUGGUUGAAUUUAAUGAUUGUGUUUUAACACUGUUUUGUUUUCGGUAAUUCAGAGCUGCUUCUUCCGACCCGAACGAUUAUGUGCGUGCGUGUGUGUGUAUGUGCCGUAUCGUUUCGUUAGCAGACUGGAAAGACUGUAACAAACCAAACCAUGGUACAGUAUCUUGAGAUAUUAUAGAUUCCUAGCUGCGUGUACCCUAUACACGUGUGCAUCAUUUUUUGGGCCAAUGGAACCCUCGUACUGUCUUUAGGUGUUAGUAAGAUAACACAUAAAGUAAGAUAGAUUAAUAAAAAUACGUACCUUAAU